UUCGUAAAUUACCAAGAAACUGCAACAUUUGACUUGUUCUGGAAGUUCUGCUUUCAUACACUAUUCAAAUAAAUAAAAUGAUGAGGUUUGAACUUUGAUCAACACGUAACAAAGAAGAAUGAUCUCUUGAAAAGGUUUAUAUUGGAAGACGCAAGGCUAAAAGGCAACGAGAUUCAGAGUGGAAUCUUCUGAAAAAUGUAUACAUACGCAGAUCAGUUUGUUGAGAGUCCGUUGGUGAAUUCAUAUGAUGACACAAAGCCGCGGAGGACGCACGCUUCUUUUCAUGGACACAACAUCUUGAAUCAUAGUUCAUCUCCCUCUUUCCAACCCUCUGAAGGGGCUUUAGAGAUAGGGCAUAAGGAAAAACAUGGGAAGAAAAAUAAAAGCUUUGCAUGCAGGAUUCGAGAGCAUGUGAAAUUGGGGCCCAAGUUGUCAGAAACUGUGAAGGGAAAGCUACAGUUGGGGGCAAAGAUAAUUCAAGGAGGAGGGAGGGAGAAUAUAUUCAGACAGGUUUUCGAAAUUAGAGAAGGAGAGCAGAUGUUGAAAGCUUCGCAGUGCUACUUAUCCACAACAGAUGGUCCUAUUGCAGGAUUACUCUUUAUAUCUACUGAGAAGGUUGCCUUCUGUAGUGAAAAAUCCAUAACAGUUCCUUCCCGCCAGUUCACAACAACACCAAUAUUCAAGCAGGUGGUGAUACCUGUAAGCAAGAUUCAAAUGGCCAGCCGAAGUGGGAAUGAGGAGAACACAGCCCAGAAGUACAUAGAAAUAGUUACAGAAGAUAAUUUCGAAUAUAGAUUUAUGGGGUUCUUACGCUAUGAGAAAGCUUUUCAUAAUCUUCAAAUGGCCAUUCGUAGGGCCACCCGUUCUUAGGAAGCGUUUGGCUGAUCCUUUCAGGGAAGAAAACUUUCAUCAGACAAAAUGUUGUGUAUGAAGUUACAUGUAUGUAUAAUUUUCUCAGUUUGAAUAUUAAGGAGUGCGGGACAAUGCUUGCCUCUACAUGUAAAACUUUGUUGUGUUAGAGCAUUCUCAAUUGCUUAUGUAUUGUACAA
Molecule: messenger RNA, 1049 nt
Organism: Juglans microcarpa x Juglans regia
Lineage: Eukaryota; Viridiplantae; Streptophyta; Magnoliopsida; Fagales; Juglandaceae
Product: GEM-like protein 7
Exons: 5
Coding region: 196-870 (224 amino acids)
Source: RefSeq, a predicted model, not a curated record